Astrephomene gubernaculifera is the source of this 2419-nucleotide messenger RNA. NCBI's taxonomy places the organism in Eukaryota, Viridiplantae, Chlorophyta, Chlorophyceae, Chlamydomonadales, Astrephomenaceae. The record is from the annotation of a GenBank genome assembly.
UGGAUAGGUUGUCAUUUAUACUUUGGUGUCUCUGGAAGGGUUCUUUGCUGCAGCUACCAAUUUAGAUACUUGACAGGCACACGGUCAUAUCGCUAUCCCAUAUACUGUUGCUUAUUGUCAAACCACAAGAGUGGAUUUGUUUGGAUAGCCGCAAGUUGGGGAUUAGUGUGACAACGCUCAGCCAAGGUCGGCUUGUGGCCGCGCCGCUCAGGCGUUGCCCGAGUCAUGUCGCAUCUAGAUGACGAUUAUCUUGGCCAGGAUGGCCAGGACGUCGACGCCAAUGACCUCAACAGAGAGCUAUUCGGUGAGGAGAGUGACGACGAGCAGGCGCUGCCCGGCAGCCACCAGCAGCGGGCUCAGGAGGAGCAGGUGCUGGAGGAUGAGGACGUGGAGAUAGAUGAGGAGGCGGAGCUGGAGGACACGGGGGAGAGCAGCGAGGAUGAGCGGCGACCCGGGAAGAAGGCGGCCAAAGGGGGGAAUGCGCUGCGCAAGAAGCGAGAAGCGGGUGGAAAGGAGGACAAACCAAAGAAGAAGCGCCAGCGUACCUCGGAUGCUGACAAGGGCGACAGGGCCAAGCGGGGCGGGGCGAGGGGCGGCGAGCGGGAGGCUCCCGGGCUCGCCCGGUCGCGGCUGCGGCGCUCCGCCGGGGCGGCUGGCGGCUCCCCGGGCGGUAUCGCGGGGCAGGAUGGCCACAGCGGCCCCGUGGCGGCGGGCGACAGGUCGCACAUCCUUGACGAGGACGAGCGGAGCGAGGACAUGCAGGAGGCGGAUGCGGACCGGGCCUUCAUUGACGAUGAGGGUGUGGAGCCGGCUGGCAGCGACGACGAGGGUCCGCGUGUGGUCGCUGACGAGGCGGAGGAGGCGCUAGAUGCGGACGAGGACCACCCGUUCAAGCGGAAGCGGAAGAAGGAGCAGAAGGGCAAUGUUGAGCUCGAGAUCAAGGAGAUGCUGGGUAAGAUGGAGGCGGCCAUGGAGCACGACUUUGAGACGGUGGCUCGCAACUCGGGUCUGGAGCUGAAGAAGGACAGCUCCGACAACCUGGUGACGGACGCGGAGGGGCACUACGUGGUGGCGCGCAAGGGGCCGCCGCCGGCGUCCAAGAGCCCAGCCAUCAGCAAGCUCAGGAUGCUGCAGGAGCUGGAGCACUUCCUGGCGCAGCGCAAGUACCACGAGAGCUUCCUGCAGCAGGGCGGGCUGGGCGUGCUGAAGGGCUGGCUGGAGCCCUACUUUGAUGGCACGCUGCCCAACGUGCGCGUGCGAACCGCGGUGCUGAAGGGCCUGCAGGCGCUGCCUAUCGACACGACGCACGAGGACCACAAGGAGAUGCUGCGCAAGUCGCAGCUGGGUAAGAACGUGAUGUUCCUGUUCAAGUGCACCGAGGAGACCCCGGACAACCGGCGCAUCGCCAAGGAGCUGGUGCACCGCUGGAGCCGACCCAUCUUCUACGACCAGGAGGCUGAGGAGGCCAAGAAGCGGCUGCACCAGCAGCAGCUGCUGGAGGCUCGGCGCAUGGAGCUGGACCGGCGCGGCCAUGAUCAGGGGGGCACUGCCGCAGCGGCGGUGCGCAACAAGGCCAUGCGCAUUCACGCGCUUAUCCCCCAGGCCUCCAAGCUGGACUACGUCAAUAACCCCGGGGCGGCCAGGGACUUCAACGAGUCUGAGAUGGCGGCCGCGGCAGUAGCGGGGCCCAAGGCCAAGCAGGUGGAUGCGCUGACGAAGCGCCUGCGGGAGCAGCAGAAGAAGCUGCGGGACGGCAACGCGCGGGCGAUGAAGCCUAGCGUGGAAGGGCGAAACAUUGUACUGAUGAAGUAGGGAGGUGAACUGCGAGGGAUGGCGCGGGAGGUGGCGUUGGUGCGGUUGACGUUGCUGGGGUACCGGUACGCGACGCGUCUGGGCAAGUUUUGUGGACAGCUUUUGUGUGCUACCGAGCACUAUUUGAGAAACAGUUUUAGUAUUAGCUUGCAGCAUGUCGCUCACGUAGCGCUUAAUGCAGGGGAGUCAGAACGACUCACGUGCGACAGACAGGAUGUACACUAGCUGACUGGGUUUUACUUUAUUUGUUGCAUCAUGUAACAUGGUGCGUGCCGUCCUUGCUUUGCCGCGAUAGUAAUCAGGAAAGCUUGGUUUUUGUCAUACGGCUUGAGACGAUGCAAAACGGGCGGAGGGGAUAAACACGGCAAUGCAACGAGACUGUAGGCCGAGAGGUAACUAGAGGAACGCACCGCCCGGUGGAGGGCAUGGGGUCCGGGGGAGCUGGCGGGCUCAGCGCCGCGUUGCACAUCCAUCCUCUUCAACAGGGAAACGAUGGUGCAGAGGCUGGUGAGUAGGAGGAGCGCUGCCCCUAAGGCUGGACAGGCGAAUACCAACGUAAUGGCCCCCCGCGCGUGCGGCCAUCGCCUUGUUAAACAAACGCCGCCCA